CGCCGCAUUAAUGUAUCGAUGUACAUCUGUGUUUUUUUGAGGCUUCUCCACAUAGCUUCGUUGGCAUAUUAAACUACAAACUCACAAAAGAUUAUAACAGGACCUGAUAACAAACAGCAUUAGGUUAUAAGCGUAUUCCAGGGACAAUUUCUAAUCGCUCUGUGAUCGUUCGCGUUUUUGGGACUAGUUGUACAAGUGGUACUAGUAAGUGUCUAAAAUAAUUGCUGCAGUUGUGCCCUUUUCCUUUAAAUUUGUCUAGGUAUUCGUAUUGAUGUCACUACAAAACUGAUACUGGUGUCUAUCGUAGAACCUCGAAUGGUGCAGUUAUAGGAUUAUGGUCAGCACUGGCACCGUAAUACUUUUGAUCUAUUCUACGUGUGCGUAUAGAUAUUUCUUAUAGAACUAUUAGUUGUUAAGAUUUUUCUUUGUUUUUGCGUAAGCCCGUUCACAUCCAGUGGAUUCGCGUAAAUUUACAUGUGCAUGUUUUUUUCUGCAUGGUUAUAUGUGAGAGGGGUUUUCUUUUCUCAUUCGCCAAUAUGCGCACAAUUUUCAAGUUUUAGGUUCUCUUUGUACUCACAAGCGUUACAUCUGGCCACAUAUCGGCGCAGCAAACUGUAUCGAGCUCCAACUAUGGCGCUUCAAAUAAUUACUACCAAAGCCAAUCCAGGACUUCGUCCAACUGGGGAGCUUACCCAUUAUCGUCUGCCGGAGCUAGUUCGUACAAGCAACGUCAGGGAUACGCCGCGACCAGCAAAAGUUACACCGGUACCUGCACAUACUGCAAGGCUAACCCUUGUUAUGCCAGUUCCUUACCUUACCACUGUACACUGGAGCAGUGCUACGAUGCCAUGAACGCGGAGAACGAGUUCACCAUAUACACGCCGUAUACCAUUACGAUCCCAUCAUGUUUUCUCACCCACAAAGGAUUUAAAUUAUUUUCCUACAAUUUGUGCGUUAAGGAUCCCGCCAUGGUACGACCGGAGGUGGAGACAACCAAAAAGGUCAUAUGCACGAUAGAACAAGACUGCUUUAUUGUGAGUCCUGACAGCACCGACGAUACUGAUGGAUUUGUGUACGUAUCGCAAACGGACAACGCUUGUGAUUCCCUGACAUCAAACCUUCCACGCACGCUAUACUGCGAAAUCAAAGCAUACGACGCCAGCAGUGGACUGACGAGUAUCCUGGGAUUCAGUAAUCCAUUUACAGUUACUAUAACGGAGGACUCUUGCUCGGGUAGCUAGUAACUACUACGUUAUAACGGACCGGCGCUACCGGACCGCAGCAACUUCCUCGGUAGUAUUUUACGCGCUGUAAUUAAUUAUUAAGACGUGGCUGAAAAAUAAAAAGUGAUCUAAUUUAUUUUACUAUAUUAACUACUGUAUAUUGCAGUGUAAGCACUAUCAAGCUUCUAUGUGAAAACAAAAAUCCGAAAUUAGCUAACUGAAAUAAGAUUUGAUGAUGAUGAAUCACCAAAUAAAUA
Paramacrobiotus metropolitanus is the source of this 1480-nucleotide messenger RNA. RefSeq lists its product as uncharacterized. Bases 849 to 1241 code for a protein of 130 amino acids. The transcript is spliced from 6 exons. Lineage: Eukaryota; Metazoa; Tardigrada; Eutardigrada; Parachela; Macrobiotidae. The record is from RefSeq and is a predicted model, not a curated record.